CGCACAGUCCGCUUCGGUGACCUCGGACAGAGCUGGUCGAGCGAGUGAGGCGAGCUUCCCUGAUCGUGCUUGUGAGUUUCUAAUCCUUACACGGAGUCCGCCGCUCUGACCCAUCGUCGAAAGCUCGUCGAGCCAACAAAUAGUGAGCGGAAAUCAAUCUUUGCGAAUCGAACCGCACCAUGUUCACCAACUUUGCUAGCCAUCGACCCUCCGGAAUCAUGAAGAGCCGUGCGGCGCGUGCUCCGAAGCAAUUCAAGGGCAGGACGAGACCGAAUGUUCCCCUUUCUUCUAAAUUCAAGACAGAAAUGUGUCACUACCUGUCGGAACAAGGCCGGUGUCCUUUUGGAGAACAUUGUACCUACGCUCAUUCGAAAGAUGAGCUUCGCUUCAUCGAGCGCCAUCCGAAGCACAAAACGUUACCCUGCAGAGACUUCUCGACGGAGGGAUUCUGCCCUUUCGGAGAGCGAUGCAGUUUCAUCCAUUACAAGUCCGAUCCGGAAGCGAUGUGGAAGUCUCUAUCAUCGUCCGUGGUGACAGAUGCAUCAGAACAGUCGGCGGAAGUAGAUCAGUGCUCGAUGGGACAGAACCUGAGAUUGUUCCAUUCGACGGACAAAGUGAAUGAUGUCGGAAAAGAGAGCGACGAUGGAUUUCUUGCGUCCUCCGACUCCUUCAUCUGGAUAUGCGGGGUCCCUGGUUUCGUCAAGGUCCCCUUCCCCGACCUCAUAUUCCAGGACGAGUUCUCGGUCCUCCUCGUGUUCAGACUUGUCUGAUUUGUGCAGUGAAACGAUGCUCACCUCGUCACAAUCCAACGCCGACGAGCCGGAAGAGAAGAGAAGCAUUCGCCUACCGAUAUUCCGGGACUUAAGUCUACGCGGGCAAGUUUCGUCUUUUUGAAGCUCCUCCCUCAGGAUAACGUGCGCUGCGCAGACGAGCUUCACUUUUGAUGCUUCUCGCAAAUAUAGGGAAGUGCGCGUCUUUGUCUGUUAAGUAAUUUGUUGCAAGUGCCCAAAAAAUCUGUGAAGUCGAUUCGAAGACUAGAAGCCAUGACACAAAUUUUUUGGUUGUGGUUGAAUUAUCAUGACGGCGGAUCGAAUCAGAUCCGGAAAAAUCAUCUUGAAGCAAGAGACUUGUUGUAGCACCUAAUAAUUGACUACGAUUUUAUCUACGAGAGCUUUUAAACCCGUUCAACCAUCUUGAUCGACCCACGUCCGUUUGUAUUUAUCCAUUAGAUGGAGAAACUCCUAUUUUCGGAGAGCGCUCUUCUUGUUUGUAAGUGACUGCGAUUACUUCCCCGUCUUCCGUCAGAAAACGGCGGAACCCGCGAUCGAAGUACUCGCGCACAGGACUCGAGCUUUGAAAACUCUCCGAAUUCUACUGUGUUGUCAUUUUUGUAUUUGGUGGAUGAGAGUUGCUGACACGCAUUAUUGAGCGUAUUGUGGAGUUGUCGCCGCAUAAACGAUGAUGCAUGCAAUUCGCUUCUCUUGGGUGUUUUGGAUGGACCCUCCCACCGACGCUCGAAGAAUCGUCGGUUACGGCGAAAGUAUACGUCCGUCGCCUCUUGAACGAAGAAGCGGACCAGGAAUCGUCGUUGUAGCUUGAUCAUUAGCGAUGCUUGAGUUGAAUCGUUGAUAACUUAAAACUCGAGCUUGAAGAUCUCGUCGCUCGACACCUGAUCGAUUUCAUGUCCUUCUCCACAAGACGAGGAAUGUAUGUAUCACCACUCCGAAGCCUUCCAUUCAUCAUCCAUUCACCUGUUACGAAUCUAAUUGAGUAAAAUUCAGUGUUCGCACUUAAUUCUUCACAUU
This is a messenger RNA of Galendromus occidentalis (western predatory mite), 1805 nucleotides long. RefSeq names its product protein TIS11. The transcript has 4 exons. NCBI's taxonomy places the organism in Eukaryota, Metazoa, Arthropoda, Arachnida, Mesostigmata, Phytoseiidae. Gene Ontology annotation, molecular function: metal ion binding; mRNA binding. Bases 180 to 770 code for a protein of 196 amino acids. The record is from RefSeq and is a predicted model, not a curated record.